GUAUAUAUAGGUACAUACAUCGUAGGUAUAUUGUCGUCGUACUGGUACCUUUAAUUUGUCAAGAGUCGCUUCUUCUCUCUUGCCUUCUACCUGUAUGACAAAUCGCAGUGUUGACUAUAGCGAUCUGUCAUAAAUUACGUCACGUGGCUCUGUGACUCCGAAAUCCCCGAUGCUUAUCCAGCUCAAAGUUUCGAACUAACUUGCCAGUACAGUGCUUAGUGUCGUAUAUAUGACGCCGUAAUUGUCAUUUGCAUUGUUGAACCGUGCAUAAUCGUCUCUCUCACUCUGUGCUUCGUAUGUAUACGUUCGAUGGACUUGAAUGUUUAUCGAAUUUCAAACAACAUUAACAUUGGUGCGAGCAAGUUACUAUCUCUCUGUGUAAGUGUUAUACACUCCAAUGCAAUGGUGACUCAAACCAGUAAGCACAGUAACAAUGGGUGUAGAGCAGCGUAGUACUCAACAAUGGAAUUUUCUCAUUUCCUGUUAAUUGUAAAAAUUAAACUUUUGAAUUAUCACAUACCUAUGUGUACAAAAAAAAAUUGAUCGACAAGUCAAUCUGUAAUGCAGAAUUUUUAAAUUGCAUUAAAGCUAAUGUCAUUACAGUAUUAUUGAAAGUAGUAAUUGGAUUUUUUAUUUUAACCAAUGCGUAUACAAUAUUUUUUCCUGAACGAUGCCAAGGCAAUCAAUGUAAAUAGAAAAUAUUAAAAAGUCAAUAAACAUUUCAAAGUAUCAAAUAAAGUUUUGUGUGAACUGUGUCAUAAAAACGUUUUACUAGUCAAUAAACUUUUGCAGAAAUUUUAAUGACAGCAUUAAUCAGGCUAUCAUAUUGUUCUGGCCUAAUGAUACACAUUCCUAAAUGAUUAUGUGCAGCAAUUAACACUUCCAACUCUCAUACAUUGAUACAUCAAGCAAAAAGAUACACGUAUUUCUGUUUUGCAUAGUCACACGCGGGUUUGAAAAAAAAAAUUAUUCAAAGAUCAGUGACAAAAAACUAACUUAUAUUCUGUACAAAGCACAAAGCUAAACCCAAGCAGAAUCACUGUAUAGCCUGUUCCAAGGAGUGUAUACCAUUACAAUGUUCGAUAGCGCGUGUGUGCACAAUCAGCCGAUUUCGACGUCUGUCGCGCGCUCCCGGGAAAGUUUGCGCGUAUAUAGAGUAUAAAGAGCAAUAGAUACACGUAUCUAUGGCCAAGCGAGCAUCACUUCCAGAUUACGCGACUACUAGCGAGAGACUGCGAAUGAUGCGAUUGCGCGCGACGAGCUUCACGAACGUUCCUCUUCCGCCGGCGAUUUUUUCAUUAUUGCAUUACACAUCGCUUCUCGCUACUUAUAUUUCUCUCCCAAGCUCGAGUUGAGCGCUGAUCGUUAGACGAGUGAUUGAGCUGAAGACGGCCGUUUCGUAAUGCGACUCAACUUCUCGGUAUACAGUGCGUUUGCUGGAAAGAGAAAGGAAAUAAGAGGAGGAGGAAGUUGCACUUCGAUGCUGGAUGUACAAUGUCUACUGAUUACGUAUCCAAGCGAGUAAUACAGUGUAUCAGUGUGCAGCAAACAAAGGACAAUAUCCGUGAAUACUAUUAUAACCACAUCAAUCAACUCGGGUGUGUAACAUGUGAUAUGUAAAGAGGAGCACAUCCAGAUGAAACCAUAGACUGACGUCUGGAAGUGUCAAAGGCGUUUACGAAAAAAUUGAAAAAUGCUCAAAAGCUGUUCAAACCAGCCAACGCAAUUAUGGUUUAUGGUGUUGACCAUCUGCGUUGGCUAUUUAAACGCCGACAUUUUAGUAUUCAAUGCAGAAGACACUCACAAAGUUGAACAAGGGUUUAGAGACCUGCCUGCAAGGUUUGGUGGUAUGAUACCAGCAGAAGGGAUCAAGGGCAUAGUGAUAUAUGCAGACCCCCCACAAGCAUGCCAUGAUAUAAAAAGUCCACCAACAAACAACACAAAAUACAGUGGCAAUAACUGGAUAGUAUUAAUCGCCCGACAAAAUUGUAGUUUUGAAGAUAAGAUAAGGAAUGCUCAAAAAGCUGGAUAUGAUGCUGCGAUUGUCCAUAAUGUCAACAGCAAUGAACUUGAACCAAUGUCAGCUAAGGACUCAACAAACAUAACGAUUCCGUCGGUCUUCGUCAGUGAAUUCACGGGGUCGCUUCUCAAAGAGGUUUAUUUGUACGACGAAGGCUACUUCGUCCUUAUCAAUGAUUUGCCACUAAACAUCAAUACCCAUCUACUUUUGCCGUUCGCAAUCGUCGUCGGUAUUUGUUUUCUAGUCAUGGUUAUUUUCAUGGUUGUUAGGUGUAUCAAAGACAGGCGUAGGCAGCGACGACAUCGAUUACCAAAUUCAAGCUUAAAAAAGAUCCCGACGCAUAAGUACACGAAAGGCGAUCCUUAUGAGACAUGCGCUAUCUGCUUGGAAGAUUACGUUGAAAACGAAAAGUUGCGAGUUUUGCCUUGUGCACAUGCUUACCACACGAAGUGCAUCGAUCCCUGGCUGACGAAGAACCGACGAGUUUGCCCAGUUUGUAAGCGUAAGGUUUUUGCGGCAGACGAACGCGUCGAGACGGAUUCGGAGAGCGACUCAGACGCAGACGACUCAACCCCGCUAAUCCGCGACGGUGGACGCUCCGGUACUCAAGGUGGUACUUUCGAGCCGCAGACGGAGAACCCGUUCCGCAGGCCGCGCCAGCGUCACCGACGCGAUUCCCAGAACUCGGGCAGUAGUUAUGACUCAGCCGUUGGAGAGACGAACGCCGGUAACGAUGAGGCUGGUGGUGGCAGGGUCAGGGUAGAGAUCGACGACGGCGAUAGUAUCGGUCACGUUGAUUCUACGUCGCGCUCGGUCUUCUUGGUCUCGGAUUGUCACAGUAUAAAUGGUGAAAUGCCGGAUUUCGACAGAUCGGUUAGCAGCACUAAGCCGCAUACGGUGAAUUUAUCGGUGGACAUUGACGAAAAUUCUGCUCUGGAUGCCAAUCAUCACGCAGUCGAAAGACACGGGAGAGGUGCUCCAAGAGCUGGUGCUAGCAAUCCAAUACCACCAUCUGGUGAUUCCCGAACCCCUGUCACAGAUAUUAUAAGAUCAUUAUCUGAUGACAAUGAUGUUAUAGUAUAGUUUCGUUUCAAAUCUUCCUUCUUGGAAGUAUUAGAUUUUUUUGCGAACCACUCGAUAAAAAACAAACUAAUCAAUUGGAUCAAUUGGCAUUCAAUGACUAAGCGAUCUAACAUUCAGCGACCAGAGAUGUCUUGCACCCAAAGACAUUCGGAGCAUCUUAGAUUCUAACCUACAGAAAUGGAGACUGCAUGUUUUGUGUAACUAUGAAUAUGACGAUACAUUUUUAUUCUCUAGAGGAAAUAUAAAUGAUAUGAGCUAUGGGUUGUAAGCAUCGAUCAUGCAGAGAUUAUGCAUCAAGCUGAUUCAGUUCUCAUGUUUAUUACCAAAAGUGAUAUACGCCUGCUUUCAAGUACAAUUAGAUUUGAUUUAUAUGAACAAAGAAGGUUUUAAAAAAUAAUGGCGAUAGUAACAAUUUUUAUUAAUAUUAUUAUUAUAAAUAUAGAAAACUACAAAUUCCGAUUGACUUUGUUGGCGCAUUAGCCUGUGAUACAGGGAUGUAAAUAUUAUUAUUUUGUUGAUGUGGCAAAUAUUCAGACCAAACACUGGAAGAUUCCUCCUCUAUGCGGGAACUAGUUUAAAUCUUUAUCUUAUUACAGUUUUUAGACACGGAUUUAUCUACAUAAUUAUACGUAUAAGAGGUUUUAUGUUUUCCGUAGUGAAAGGCAACUUCCUUCGACUCGAGUCUUUAUUACUUGAUAAGAAAAAUAAAUCUCAUAAACAAAAUGUUGUAGAUGGUAAUAUUUCUUAAGUGUAUAUAAAGUUAUCAAUAAGGGCGAUAAGACGUUUUGUAAUCUUGAUAAAUUUUAGACAGAAUAAAAUACGGCGUAAAUAUCUGUGGAUCUGUGAAUUCUUUUGGGCAGAAGCAAAGAAACACGAGCUCUUGACGACAAGCUUUUAUUCUUCGAAAAAUUCUUGAUAUAGAAAUAACAAGCAAAUUUAAACACUGAAGGCUUCUAAUGUAUUCGAAGUGACGAAAGCCAGAGCAUAAAUAGUCGCAUACCCAGUCGCACGGGUCGCAUUCGUAAUCUCUAAAAAAUGUGAUCGUUGAUUAUUGUUAUUUUUAUUGCCACGAUAUGUCGUUUAUUCACGGGCAACAUCUUGUUUAAAAUGCCUCAAUGUUAAAAAUAACAUAGAUAUUUUCACUCGGCAAUUCACGGAAUUCCGGUUUCAAAGUUGUUUUUAUUCUCAGCAAAUUAAAAUUUUUUUUAUAAAAAAUCGUACAGUAGACAUAAUGAAUACUGGCAUUACACUGACAUCACAAUGAAUUAGAUAAAAUGUAAUUUUAAUAAUUCUACUCUUUGAAUGGAAAUCGGGUCACUCAUGGGAAGGCACAUUAGUUAGUUUUGUAUAAAGCCAUGUAAAUAGUUAUGCGCGGAAAACUUUGUUGAUGAAACGAUGUGCUAUGUUUUGAGCGAUUCACAAUAUAACUAAGAUUUGAUAAGUGAAAUGGAUAUGCUGAGCAGUGAAAGCAUUUUACAUGAUGAACGGCAUCGCUAUAUGAAUUUUAUAAUGUAAAACAAUAAAAAUAAAUCAUACUAACUUA
Molecule: messenger RNA, 4646 nt
Organism: Nasonia vitripennis (jewel wasp)
Lineage: Eukaryota; Metazoa; Arthropoda; Insecta; Hymenoptera; Pteromalidae
Gene: Rnf13
Product: ring finger protein 13
Exons: 8
Coding region: 1694-3103 (469 amino acids)
Cellular component (GO): cytoplasm; nucleoplasm
Source: RefSeq, a predicted model, not a curated record